Pyrgilauda ruficollis (rufous-necked snowfinch) is the source of this 898-nucleotide messenger RNA. Its product is annotated as oxysterol-binding protein-related protein 7-like. The record is from RefSeq and is a predicted model, not a curated record. Gene Ontology annotation, molecular function: cholesterol binding. The annotation marks the transcript as partial. Gene Ontology annotation, cellular component: plasma membrane; intracellular membrane-bounded organelle; perinuclear endoplasmic reticulum. The transcript has 7 exons. Lineage: Eukaryota; Metazoa; Chordata; Aves; Passeriformes; Passeridae.
GUGUACGUGGCCGCCUUCGCCGUGUCCGCCUACGCCUCCACCUACUACCGGGCGGGCAGCAAACCCUUCAACCCCGUGCUGGGCGAGACCUACGAGUGCGUGCGGCCCGACCGCGGCUUCCGCUUCAUCAGCGAGCAGGUGUCCCACCACCCCCCAAUCUCCGCCUGCCACGCUGAGUCCGACAACUUUGUCUUCUGGCAAGACAUGAGGUGGAAGAACAAAUUCUGGGGCAAAUCCCUGGAGAUCGUCCCCAUGGGCACCGUCAAUGUCCAGCUGCCCAGGACCGGGGACCACUACGAGUGGAACAAGGUGACCACGUGCAUCCACAACGUGCUGAGCGGGCCGCGCUGGAUCGAGCACUACGGGGAGGUGCUGAUCCGCAACACCCGCGACGCCUCCUACCACUGCAAGCUCACCUUCUGCAAGGCCCGGUACUGGGGCGCGGGGGCCAACGAGGUGCAGGGCGCCGUGCUGAGCCGCAGCGGGACGGCCGUGGAGCGCCUGGCGGGCAAGUGGCACGAGGGGCUGCACCGCGGGCCCGCCCCGGGCCACUGCGUCUGGAGAGCCAACCCCAUGCCCCGCGACCACGAGAGGAGCUACGGCUUCACGCAGUUCGCGCUGGAGCUGAACGAGCUGACGCCGGAGCUGCGCCGCGUGCUGCCCUCCACGGACACGCGCCUGCGGCCGGACCAGCGGUACCUGGAGGAGGGGAACGUGCCGGCGGCCGAGGCGCAGAAGCGGCAGAUCGAGCAGCUGCAGCGGGACCGGCGCCGCGUCAUGGAGGAGAACAACAUCACCCACCAGGCACGCUUCUUCAGGUCUGGGGGCUGCCGGGGCUGGGUCGGGGGCAUGGGGAGACCUUCCGGGGGUCCUGAGGGCAGCUCGUGGCUCAGGGGAU